Molecule: messenger RNA, 1658 nt
Organism: Paramecium primaurelia
Lineage: Eukaryota; Ciliophora; Oligohymenophorea; Peniculida; Parameciidae
Source: the annotation of a GenBank genome assembly
AUGUACUCCAAUAGGUCACAAUCAUAUAGAAAGAAUGACUCUUUAAAACUUUAUCCAGUAAGUCCAACUGAAUCUCAUCUAUAAGAAUCAGAAUACAAAUAUUUACCUUUGAUUACAAGAGUUAGUUAAGAAUAAUUAGACCCAAAGUGGUAGGAAUGCAAAAUAGAUGGUAAAAAUCUCUUACCGAGAUCAAGUUCAUCAAUAACCAUCUAAAACAAUCAGUAUAUUAACAUAAUAACUCAGUUUAUAUUUAUAUGGAGGAUAUUAGUAUGCAAUAGGUAUUAUGAAAGAUUUCUAUAAACUUAAUCUGAAUGCUCAAACUUAUGUAUGGUAGAAAAUUAAAUGUGAUUAUGAACCAGGACCACGUUGCAGACAUUCCAUUUGUAGUUAUUAAGAUAAUAUUUACUUAUUUGGUGGAUAAGUAGCUGAUUCAAUUUCAACAAAUGAAAUAUUUAUUCAUGAUGUCAAAAAACAAUAAUGGAAAAAAUUAGAAAUUAAUAAAACAUAUCCAUAACCUAUGGAUAAUCAUUGUGCAACAUUAUAUGAAGAUUAAUGGAUUAUUUUUGGAGGUUUUUAUAGUGGUAAUGAAUGUAAACAUUCUAAUGAUUUAUUCAGCUAUAAAUUUAAUGAAAAUAGAUGGAUGAGAUUAAAUAAAUAAAAAGGAAUGGAACCAGCACCUAGAGAUGGUAGUUCUAUAACUAAUCAUAAUAAAAGUGUAUAUAUAUUUGGAGGUAAAAAUGGAGAUUUAAGGUAUAAUGAUCUUUGGCAAUUUGAUAUGUUAAAAUUAGAAUGGAUAUUUAUUGCUAUAAAUAGUUUUAAUAAUAUUCCUAUGAGUAGAUCAGGACAUUCAUUAAUAUCAUAUUAAAAUAAAUUAAUUUUAUUUGGAGGUAUUCAUGAUGUAACAUGGGAACUUGAUGAUUUACAUUGUUUCAAUUUGGAUCUAUAAGAAUGGAAAACAAUUAAUUUUGAUACAUCUAGAAGACAAGAAUUAGAAUUACCUUCUCCUACAAAAACUAAUAGAAAUUAACCAAGAUAAAGGAAACUAAAAAGAUUACCUAUCUUACUUAGACCUUUAAGUUUGAGAAAAUCUCCAUGUCCUUCACCAAAAAAACUUCGUCCUGGUUCAUAAUCAUAAUAUUCAUCUUAUUCUAUUAAUAAUCAAAAUAAUUUUGCAAGUCCUGAUUUAAGUCAAUGUUAAAGUAAUUAAAAUAAUUAGAAUAAUUCAACUGUUCAUACAACUAUGAAUAAUGUUUAGGAAAGAAAAAGAUGGGAAUAAUAAAAGAAAAAAACAGCCAUGUUAAAAUUAUUUGAAGUUGAAAAUAGAGAAAUUAUGAAUUUUUAAGAUGAUUGUAAUGUUGCUGAAAAAUUAAAGACAUCAAUUAUUUUAAUUGGAAAUCCUAAAUAAGAUUUAAAAUUAAAAAAAGGAAUAUUAACAGAAUUUGGAUAAUAAAUUAUAUCAAAGUAUUUAUAAUUUUUUAAUAAUAUUUAGAUUUCUAUAACCAUUAACAGGAGGAUAAAAUACUAUUAAUGGAAAGAAACCAUGUGCAAGAGAUGGACAUGCAGUUGCUGUAUUUAAUGAUUUUAUGAUUACAUUUGGAGGUGAUAGACAUACAAUGUCUUUUAACGAUUUGUAUUUAUUGAAUUUGAAUCACUUUUGA